Penicillium longicatenatum is the source of this 1605-nucleotide messenger RNA. RefSeq lists its product as uncharacterized. The transcript has 3 exons. Gene Ontology annotation, biological process: retrograde transport, endosome to Golgi. NCBI's taxonomy places the organism in Eukaryota, Fungi, Ascomycota, Eurotiomycetes, Eurotiales, Aspergillaceae. Gene Ontology annotation, cellular component: Golgi apparatus; membrane. The record is from RefSeq and is a predicted model, not a curated record. The coding region runs from base 1 to 1605 and encodes 534 amino acids.
AUGAAGAGCUGGCUCCGGACACUGGGCCUGACGGCCCUGUUGGCAGGCUCAGCACUUGCCAAUGAUGUCGAACUGAAAUCCGAUGAAGCGCACCGACAACGUUGCUCAGGGAUGUACAGCCGCAAGGCUUGGGGAGGAAAUGUCGACCCCUUCAUCUUAGUCAAGUUCUCCAAGUCAGCCGCAACACAGGGUGAUCCACUAGCCAGCUUGGUUAUCUUCGAAUGGCAGGACGAGGAAUUGAUUGGCCAGUACCAGACCGCUGAGGGAAAUCAUGAGAAUGAGCUCAAGGAAACUAUCUGCGACCAGAACAAUGUCGAUCUCAAACUUUGCACGGCAGACCAGAUCGGUUCUUUCCUUUUGACUGCUAACGCGAGUGAUGUCUCUUCGAACCCCAUUGUCUCCACCGCUGUCCACUUGAACGAUCCGGAUGCAAUUAAGUACACCGUACGGAAGACCGGCUUCUACUGCGUCAGCACAUAUGCAUACUCGGACGAACCCUACACAGCAGUGGUGACCUUCCGCAACUCAUAUGGCGAACUUCCCGCUGCGCAAAUUGCGAAGCUUCCGUUUUACGGUGCUUUGACGAUUGUGUACGCCGUCGUCGGCGUUUUCUGGGCCUUCCUCUAUGUUCAAAACCGCCACGACAUUCUACCCGUUCAGAACUAUAUCACAGCCAUUGUGGUAUUCUUGAUCGUCGAACAGUUGAUGACCUGGGGUUUCUAUAAUUUCCAAAACAUCCACGGAUUAAAUGCCGGAGCUAAGGCAUUGAUGAUUAUUGUUGCGGUUCUCAACGCUGGCCGAAAUGCCUUCUCGUUCUUCCUCUUGCUCAUCGUUUGCAUGGGCUACGGUGUUGUGAAGCCUUCUCUCGGUCGCACGAUGAUCUAUGUUCGCAUUCUGGCAAUUGCACACUUCGUCUUCGCGGUCAUCUACUCGGUGGCCAGUCUUUCCAUUACACCCGACAGCGCUGGACCCCUGGUGCUCCUGAUCGUUCUUCCUCUUGCUGGAACCUUGACUGCCUUCUAUGUCUGGACUUUGAACAGUCUCAAUGCCACCAUGAAGGAUCUCAUUGACCGCAAGCAGAAGACUAAGGCGCUGAUGUACAAGAAACUCUGGUGGUGUAUCCUUACCAGUAUCAUUGUUAUUUUCGGUUUCUUUUUCAUCAACUCUUUCGCCUUUGCUGGCCGCAGCGAUGCCGACUUUGUUCCUCAGCACUGGAAGGCGCGGUGGUUUGUGUUGGAUGGCUGGCUCAACCUGGUCUACUUGUUUGACAUCUGCUUCGUGGCCUACCUGUGGCGACCCACAGCCAACAACCGGCGCUUCGCCAUGAGUGACGAGCUUGCUCAAGAUGACGAUGGCUUUGAGAUCCGAUCCUUCGGCAGUGGGCUCGAUGAGGAGGAUCCUUUGGAUGCUCCUCCCGAGUACCCUGGCAGCUCUACCGCCGAGGGUCGCCGUGAUCUCUCCCCCGUGCCGCCCAAGCCUGUCUCCUCUGCGCAGCGCGCAUCUCUCGAUGAAGAGACCAUCUUCGCGGUGGGUGACGAGGACAAGUGGUCUGAUGAUGACGAGUCCCCUCGCAACUCAGGCGAGCACCAAAGACUCACCCACUAG